AUGAUGUUAAGAAAAAGAGGGCCUUUAAUUGGAGAUAAUACAGAUUUUAAAUGCUUUAAAUGGGUUGUUCGGCAAAAGUUCACCUCUAGGCAAAGCUUUAAGAAUGCUAUAGCAAAGUAUGAGAUAUUACAAGGAAGGAAUAUCACAAUAACCUCUAGUAAUAAUCAUAGAAAACAAAAUGUCACUGUGAAAUGUGUUUCAGGAUGCAAAUUUUAUUUGUAUGGUGGAUGGGAUUCAAGGAGAGUUGUGUAUGUUGUUAAAUUAGUUAAUGGUGAGCAUAGUUGUUCAAGAAACAUGAAAAAGAACAGGAAAAUGAAAUCCAGAUGGGUAGCAGACCAAUUCUUAGAGGUGUUCAAGGUUCGACCACAUUGGCCAGCUAAAGAAAUAAUGGCUACGAUUAAGAAAGCCUUUGGUGUUCUUGUUAAUAAGGAUUUUGCUUAUAGAGUCAAGUAUCAUGCACAUCGAAUGUUUCAUGGUAGUAUGCUAGAGCACUACACUAAGCAUGGUAGGUACAUUGAGGCUCUGAAACACAUUAACCCACAAAGCUUGGUGGAACUUGUCACUGAUCCCACGAGAGUUGAUAAUGCUAAUGUUUUUCAAAGACUGCAUGUGUGUUUUGAGGGGUUGAAACAUGGAUGGUUAGAAGGAUGCAGGAAGGUUAUUUGUAUCGAUGCGUGCUUUCUAAAGACCUUUUUAGGUGGUCAACUACUAAGUGCCAUUAGGAAAGACCACAAUGAUCAAACGUACCCAAUAUCAUGGGCCGUUGUAGAGAGUGAAAACAAUGAAAGUUGGGAAUGGUUUCUGCAGAAUCUUCAGAUUUUUCUCAACUUAGGUGAUGGGAACGACUUGGUUAUUAUAUCAAAUGAACACCAGGUUACAAUAUUAAAUGGUGUUGCUAAAGUGUUCCCCAAAGCUGAACAUAGACAUUGUGCUAGACACAUUUACGCUCAUUGGCACAAGUCAUUCAAGGGUAAGGAUUUGAAGCUUCUGUUUUGGAAGGCUAAAGCGUACAGUAAGGCUUAUUUCAAAGAUUCUUUAGUGGAGAUAGAGAAAAUAUUGCCAGCAGCUGUGGAUGGUUUCAAGAGGUACAACCCUGUUUGUUUUUCUAGGGCAUAUAUGUCAUUCACAACCAAAGUUGAUGUCAUUGUGAAUAACAUGGCAGAAACAUUUAACGGAUAUAUUAUCACUGCUCGAACAAAACACAUUAUACACAUGUUGGAAGACAUUAGAACACAAGUCAUGCAAUUAUAUGUUAAAAAAGGAGAUGUUAGUAAGUGGAAAGGUGAUUAUGGUCCUAGGGUUAUAGCUAGACUAGAAAAGGAGAAAGAGAAAGCUAAGAAUUGUGAAGCUAUCCCUUCAACUAAUACGAUCUUCUAG
Messenger RNA from Amaranthus tricolor (Joseph's coat), 1377 nucleotides. RefSeq lists its product as uncharacterized. Bases 1 to 1377 code for a protein of 458 amino acids. The record is from RefSeq and is a predicted model, not a curated record. Lineage: Eukaryota; Viridiplantae; Streptophyta; Magnoliopsida; Caryophyllales; Amaranthaceae. The transcript is spliced from 3 exons.